Messenger RNA from Pararge aegeria (speckled wood butterfly), 2087 nucleotides. RefSeq lists its product as uncharacterized. Bases 125 to 1696 code for a protein of 523 amino acids. NCBI's taxonomy places the organism in Eukaryota, Metazoa, Arthropoda, Insecta, Lepidoptera, Nymphalidae. The record is from RefSeq and is a predicted model, not a curated record. The transcript has 2 exons.
UACAAAAUUCCUGUACUAAAAUAAGGAAAUCAACAAUGCAAAAAAUAUUAAAAUCAGCCUUCUCAACAUAACUAUACAAUUUUUACUUAAUAUAAGAAAUGUUGUAAGUAAAAAAAUAGCCAUCAUGGAUUUCAAAAACGUGGAUAAAUCGAAGUCUUCGAUGGUCGGCAAAACAACUAGUAACAAAAGAAGCUUCAGUAACGUUGCCUUCCAGACGUCAGUCGCGAAGAAGCGGGGUGUUUAUGUUGAGAAGAAAAUACAAUCAGCAAUUGAUAAUCGGGAAGCAAAAGACGUACUAAUCCAAAAUAAACCUCCCCGGAGACCGCGGCCAGGUCAAAAGAAGUUUUUAGCUUCCGUCCUUACAAUACUCUCGAAAUCAACAACGGGUACCCAGCACCCAGAAAUACAUGAUAGUGCCAAUGAUAACGUCACGAAAUUUAAGCCACAGUGUAGAAAAACAAAUAAUUCUGAAUUUAGAAUACUACAUAGAACAAAUCAAACAAAGAAAAAUAAAUAUAGGUCGAGAGUUCUGAACGAUGAGAUGCUGCAAUCAGAUAAGGAGCAACUAAUUAUAUUGGAACCGAGAAAAGAAAUAACGGUUACCCCUUCAAAUAAUUCUGUACAAAUUAAACCUGCCAGCGAUCUUAUAAAACUAACGAAUGAAAACGAACCGGAAAGAAAUGCAAUUAGAGAGAUUUUAGAACAUAAUAUCGUAGCCGAAAGGGUCACUCAAGAAAUAUUUGAAAGCAAAUCAAAAAAAGAAAAGAAACUAAGGGUUAACGACGAACCGGAAACUAUCGCUUCGCAAAUAGCGAAAGAAGACAAGAACAUGUAUAAUUUCUUCGUUGACUUGCUAGAAAAAACGAUAAGCGUUUACGAUGUAAGAACAGAGAAUCAUAACGAACUACCAGCAGUUCGCGAAGUUUCGAGAACAGCAUUUGAAAUCGACGACGCAGUUGUCAAAAAACUUGACAUCAAAAAAGAUUCACCAUCACCCGACAAUAUAAGUUAUACAUCUAAACAUAGAUAUGCUUUUGAUGUUAGUAAUAAUUUACCAAUCGAUCUUAAACCAUCGGUGUAUACACGAUGUUCACCAGUAAAACCGAAAAUCAAAGCUAAAUCAUUUGUAUACUCAAAAAAUAUUAUUAGAGAAGCUAAGCUGGCACCGAAAUCGAAGAGCUUUGAAAUAAACAAUAAAUAUAAUAAGAAAUCAAACAAGAAAGAGAUUAUAAACCUUUUAAAAGAAGAGUUAGCAAAGGACACAAACACUUUUAAUGAGCCAGACAGUUUAUACGACGCUCUAAAAGUUAUUGCAAAAAAUAAAAAGCGUAAUGAGAAAUCUAUACAUUACGUUAAUAAAAUAACCAAUAGUCAAAACGUUUUAGAUAAGGAAUGUAUGUUUGAACGUCGGACAGUGAUAUCAUUUGGGUCGAAAAGAAAGAACACAGUGAGAAACAACCGAAAGUGUGUAAAAGAUUUGAGAAAGAGUCAUUCUCCUUCUAACCAUUCGCUAGAAGUUUAUGGAUAUGAUUAUGAACAGCCCGUGAAACUUCCAGAAGUGAAGCGUGAGAAAAGAAUUAUUUUGAACUACCAUUCUUCACCGUCGGUCAGCGAGUUAAAUUUGGAGGAUGGUAAUGCUUCAAUUAGCAAUAUAUUUGGUAGUUCAAGCAGUGAUAUUUUAGAUUUUUAUCGAUAGCUCGAUAUGAAUACUAAUGAAAAUGUUCUUUAGGUUUCGUUACGCAAACCAAUAUUUUCUGAAUUUGGCACUUUGACGUGACUAUUACAAAAUUCACAUAACCAAUUACAAACCUAUACAUAACAUAUAUACGAACUUUACUUUACUUUCAUUAUAUUCUAACACGGCCAUACUGACACAGUUUUCGCCCCGAAAUACACAGGGUAUUCCUAACACGGCAAUACUGACACCUACUACGUCCCGAAGUACAUAGGCUAUAUUUCUAAGACAUGCAAAUCUCUAAACAAAUCUGACAAGUCUAAAAUUAGGUACAACAGGUUCUCGUUGACCUGCGCUAUUUUUAAACUGCAUUGUUCUUUCCUAUUUUAUUAAUUUAAAAUGCAUAUAAAAA